Messenger RNA from Nelumbo nucifera (sacred lotus), 2635 nucleotides. Its product is annotated as protein NRT1/ PTR FAMILY 7.1-like. Gene Ontology annotation, cellular component: membrane. Gene Ontology annotation, biological process: transmembrane transport. Lineage: Eukaryota; Viridiplantae; Streptophyta; Magnoliopsida; Proteales; Nelumbonaceae. The record is from RefSeq and is a predicted model, not a curated record. Gene Ontology annotation, molecular function: transmembrane transporter activity.
AAGUUCGAACAGGAGAGUUCGUCACACAAAUCGUCAAAAGAAAAUCACCUGGAACUGAUCGAUCAAACAGUCUCUCUCUCCCUCUCUCCUCCCCAGUUAACCUUCAUUAGAGAGAAAAGAAGAGAAACAAGAGAUUAAAGAGAAGCAAAUCGCUGAUCUUUGAAAGAGUAGAGUGUGGUCUUUUGCCGGUGAAAUUUGACCCACAUUCACUCAUAAAUGUCAAAAGGUUUCACCGGUUCAUUUGGCUCUCCGGCGUGGCCACGUCUGUUCCUCGACAUCCGUUCAUCACCCUCGCCGGAGUCCGGCAGAAACUGGGAACACACCACCUUGUCAGUUACCAAGUAUCGUAAGAAGGAAGUAAACCAUGGAGGCUUCGGAACUCGGCAACAAAGAUGUUGUGCUGAACGUUGGAACUUCGGUGGUAGAAAGUGGACAUGGAGAAGAAUUGAACAGAGACUCAACUGAGAAUGAACAUGUAGAGGUUUCUUCUACAAGAGAGAGCUCCAUUAACGGGAGACAGAACAGUGUAAUCAGAGGGAACUCAGGAGGGUGGAAGCCUGCAUUUCUCUUGCUGGCAAAUCAGGGUCUAGCCACGCUUGCUUUCUUUGGUGCGGGUGUGAACUUGGUCCUGUUCUUGACUAGGGUUCUUGAGCAAGAGAAUGCUGAUGCUGCAAACARCGUUAGCAAGUGGACUGGGACGGUUUACAUGUGUUCACUGAUCGGUGCAUUCCUCAGCGAUUCAUACUGGGGCCGAUACUUAACCUGUGCAAUCUUUCAGUUAGUYUUUGUGCUGGGUCUGGUAUUGCUAUCACUGUCAUCUUGGCUGUUUCUGAUCAAGCCGGAGGGCUGUGGAAAUGGAGUAAUUGACUGUAGGCCAGCAUCUUCAGUUGGCAUCGCCAUCUUUUACCUGUCAAUUUACCUCGUUGCCUUUGGAUACGGCGGGCACCAACCAACCAUAGCCACAUUGGGAUCCGACCAGGUUGAUGAGCCUUCGAAGCCAGCUUUUUUCUGCUAUUUUUACUUCGCAUUGAAUGUUGGCUCUCUCUUCUCCAACACCAUUCUGGUCUACUUUGAAGAUUCCGGCAAAUGGACUCUGGGGUUCUUGACCUCCACAGCUUCUGCAGUUAUAGCUCUCAUCCUCUUCUUGGUGGGAACGCCGAGAUAUAGGCACUUCAAGCCAUGUGGCAACCCAUUGCCCCGUGUUGCUCAGGUAUUUAAUGCAGCUUUCAGGAAAUGGAAGGUAACUGCUCCUAAAGAUGCCGAGAAAUUGUAUGAGUUGGAAGGUCCAGAAUCUGCAAUUAAAGGGAGCAGAAAAAUUCUGCACAGUGAUGAAUUUGGGUUCUUGGACAAGGCAGCCACCAUGACUGAGAGUGACCUACAUGGACCAAUGGACCCCUGGAGGCUCUGCACGGUGACGCAGGUAGAAGAGGCCAAAUGUGUCCUGAAGAUGCUGCCCAUAUGGCUCUGCACCAUCAUCUACUCUGUCGUCUUCACCCAGAUGGCUUCACUCUUCGUUGAGCAAGGAGCCGUCAUGAACUCCGACGCUGGCAACUUCCACCUUCCCGCUGCAAGCAUGUCUGCUUUUGACAUCUGCAGCGUUCUAGUCUUCACCGGCAUUUACCGUCAAAUCCUCGUGCCGGUCGUCGGUAGACUAACCGGGAACCCAAAGGGUCUCUCGGAGCUUCAACGAAUGGGUGUAGGGCUGGUAAUCGGAAUGCUAGCUAUGGUGGCUGCCGGAAUCACAGAGCUACAAAGACUCGAAAAGGUUACUCCCGGAAAUGAGAUUAGCUCACUGAGCAUAUUCUGGCAGAUUCCACAGUACACUCUGGUGGGAGCGUCGGAGGUGUUCAUGUACGUGGGGCAGUUGGAAUUCUUCAACGGGCAAGCACCGGACGGAAUCAAGAGCUUCGGGAGCUCGCUUUGCAUGGCUUCAAUCUCAUUAGGAAACUAUGUCAGUAGCUUGCUGGUUCACAUGGUGAUGGGGAUUACAGCCAAGAAUAACAAGCCGGGAUGGAUCCCCGGAGACCUCAACUCCGGUCAUAUGGACAGGUUCUACUUCCUCCUUGCCGGGCUGACGGCCAUUGAUUUCGGUGUCUACUUGUUCUGUGCUAAGUGGUACAAGUGCAUUAAUCUUGAGUGCCAUGCGCAAGGCACUGAGAUGGCGGAAGGCCAAGCAUCAGAUAAUGCAGUUAGACAAGUCUAGUUAAGACUGAAAAUCUAGGGAAAUGACUGUCUAUAAGCAUGGUAUUAGAGCGUGGAGUUCUUUCAUCAGGAAUUAACAAUCCAAAUUAGUAGUUCAGAUGAUGAAUUAUGUAGUGUAGAUGGACAGUCAUUUCAUUUCUGAUCAGUAUCAAAGGGAUAGAGAAGCAUGACCCUAAGGAGAAAGCUGCAAGGGAUGGUUGCUUCCAUUUUAAUGCAGGAUUUCAUACAGUGAGAAAGGUUGAUUCAAAACUGAGAGAUGGGUUCUAGUUAGUAGGCUUUCUUUUGAUACUUUUUAGGGUUUGAGAUGGGGUUUGCUAGGUGAAUUGAUCUAAGUUUUCCUUUUCUUGCUUUUCUGACUUUUAAGAUUUAAUUAAGAUGGGUUGUAUUCCCAAAAUUUUAGUUGAUAUUAAACAUGAGAAGCCCAGAUUAUUUA